UGACCACACACUGGAGACAACUUUUUCUGAAGAGUACCUGUAAGUGUUCAUCUGAUUCUCAAAUCCAAAAUGGUGAAGUAUGAAGUGAUUGUAUCCAAUUCAAGCCUCGCUCAGGCAGCCACCACAAACAAUGUCUUCAUUAAGCUGGUGGGCACAGACGGGGAGAGUAAGCGUACGUGGCUAACAAGCAUUAAAGGAUCUGCCACCUUCCUCCUGGGAGCUGAGUCUAAAUUUUCCGUGAGCUGCCCCACCUCUCUUGGAAAGCUGGUGCUGAUUGAACUUGACAAAAAGCCUCUUCCGAUGUUUCCAGAAAACAACUGGUUUCCCAACACGAUCAAAGUUAAAUCCCCAGAAGGUGACAUAUACACCUUUCCCAUCUAUCGCUGGAUUGCUGGAAGGGAGGUUCACCUGUUCAGAGAAGGGACAGCUCUACGAAUCAUCGAUGACAAUCAUCAUCUUGGCAAGUACAGCAGGGAGAAGGAGCUGAAGCUGAGAGGAGAACUGUACAGAUGGGAUGUUUAUAAAGAGGGACUUCCUCACUGCAUGAAAGCAGACAACGCUUCCUCUUUGCCUUGUGAGGUUGUCUUCUCUUUCACCAAAACUAAAGAAUUUGCCCUCACUGCAGCCGCUGGGCUUGCAGAGCUGCAACUAAAGGGACUGUCUUCUUGCGAGCAGAAAUGGUCUGAUAUUAACGCUAUUAAAAAAGUCUUCUGCAACAAAAAAACAGACAUAUCAGAAUAUGUCCAGCAACACUGGAAGGAUGAUGCUUUUUUUGGCUACCAGUAUCUCAAUGGUGUCAACCCCAGUUUGAUCCGACGUUGUUCAGCCCUGCCUGAAAACUUCACUGUAACUGAUGAGAUGGUGUUUCUCCGUGGUGGGGGAUGCUUAUCUGGAGAAAUACAGAAAGGAAACAUAUACCUGUGUGACUACAAGCAAUUGGAUGGAGUCAAACCAAACACCAUCAACGGGAAGAAGCAGUACUUGAUGGCUCCCCUCGUUCUGCUCCACAAAACGCCAGAUGACAAGCUGAUGCCAAUCGCUAUUCAGCUGAAGCAGACUCCAGGAGAAGACAAUCCCAUCUUUUUUCCUACUGAUUCCGAGUACGACUGGUUGAUGGCCAAGAUUUUUGUGAGAAGUGCAGAUUUCAGUGAACACCAGCUCAAUGCUCACCUGCUGCGCACUCAUCUGCUGGCUGAAGUGUUUGCUGUGUCUCUGCUGCGCAAUGUGCCCAUGGUGCAUCCACUGUACAAGCUCCUCAUUCCUCACACUCGCUACACCCUGCAGAUCAACUUCUUGGCUCGACUUGCUCUAAUAUCUGAGACUGGAGUUUUCACAAAGUUCGCAGCUUCUGGUGGAGAGGGUAUGAUCACAAUCCUGAAAAGAUCACUGUCUUCAAUGACCUACAGCUCCCUUUGCUUACCAGACGACAUCGCUGAGCGUGGGAUGAUAUCUGUGCCCAACUACCACUACAGAGACGAUGGACUCAAGCUUUGGGAUAUCAUCCACAAGUUUGUGAAGGGAGUGCUUUGCCACUACUACAAAACCGACGCUGAGGUUCACCAGGACUCUGAACUGCAGAAGUGGAUUCAGGACAUUUUUGAACACGGAUUCCUCUCCCAGUCGAGCACAGGAAUCCCUCAAAGUUUUAGCUCAGUGGAUGAAUUGAUCAAGUUUGUUGCCAUGGUGAUUUUCACUUGCUCAGGCCAGCACUCAGCUGUCAACUCUGGACAGUAUGACUAUGGUGGCUGGAUGCCCAACACUCCCAUCACCCUGCAACGUGCUCCACCGACCACCAAGGGGACAACAAGCGAGGACACCAUGCUGCAAACGCUCCCUGACGUCAACGUGACAGUUCAGGGAAUGUCUACAUUGUGGCUACUCAGCAAACAGUCCUCUGACUUUGUCGCUCUCGGACAAUUCGCAGAGGAUCAUUUCUGUGAGGAGAUUCCCUCCAAGCUCAUCAAAGACUUUCAAGGACAACUUGAAAUUCUAAGCACAGUUAUCAAAACCAGAAACAAGAGUCUGGAAGUCCCAUACACAUACAUGGACCCUGCACUGCUGGAAAACAGUGUGGCUAUCUGAACACGGCAGUGAACAUCCCCUUUUCUGACUUUUUUUAUGGACAUUUUGCUGAUAAGGCAUCUCUUUCAUCCCUUAAGGGUUUGUGUCCUCAUAAGGGGAAUCCUAAUUAGUCUUUAAACUGUAUACUGAUGACUUUUUAUUGAAACUGUGAUUGUAUAAAGCUCAUUUCAAACCUUCUCAUGGCAACUUUGCCACUGGGCAAACUCAUUUUUUAGCAUUUGUAUGCCAGACACAACUCAGGUAAGCUUUCCUCUGCAUAAAAACAGCUGUGUUAACUGUGCAUUACAACCAUUUUAGCAACAGUUUAACUCAUAUAGUCUCUAUUUUUUUCUUUCUUUGAAGCAUCUGAACAUAUCAGGGACAAAUCUCAUAGCAUAUUUGCACUUGUUGACCCAACACUGCCAGGUGUGACUCUAACGCAUCUCUCUUGAUCUCGUUUCACCUUUUCUAUUGCUCCAUAAUUUUGACAAUGUUGCGCUUUUGUGUCAAUCAUUUAUGCCCCUGUACUAUCAUGCAAUUGUAAUAUAACUUUGGCAAUAAUAAAAUGAGGUGAUGGUAGAUUA
Labrus bergylta (ballan wrasse) is the source of this 2645-nucleotide messenger RNA. RefSeq names its product arachidonate 12-lipoxygenase, 12R-type-like. Gene Ontology annotation, biological process: hepoxilin biosynthetic process; lipoxygenase pathway; lipid oxidation. Gene Ontology annotation, molecular function: oxidoreductase activity, acting on single donors with incorporation of molecular oxygen, incorporation of two atoms of oxygen; protein binding; iron ion binding. The record is from RefSeq and is a predicted model, not a curated record. Lineage: Eukaryota; Metazoa; Chordata; Actinopteri; Labriformes; Labridae.